Molecule: messenger RNA, 1362 nt
Organism: Exophiala viscosa
Lineage: Eukaryota; Fungi; Ascomycota; Eurotiomycetes; Chaetothyriales; Herpotrichiellaceae
Product: alcohol dehydrogenase
Exons: 1
Coding region: 1-1362 (453 amino acids)
Molecular function (GO): zinc ion binding; oxidoreductase activity
Source: RefSeq, a predicted model, not a curated record
AUGGCCCUCUCACAAGCAGCAGCCCUGGUCGAGAAGAUCAUCGGCCACGGCGGUGAAGCUACGACCGAACAGAAUCUCAGCAACCCCUCCAAAGAUCCCUCCAAGUAUGCCGAUCCCUCAGGCGAGAAGAUGAAGGCGCUGGUGUGGAAUGGCAAGAACAGCGUCAAGAUCGUUGAGACAUUCAAGCCGGCAAAGAUCGAAGACACCGAUGUCAUUGUCAAGGUGACCGGUUCGACCAUCUGCGGCUCCGACCUUCACUUGUUACAUGGCUCGAUCGUAGAGCUGCAAAAGGGGGAUAUCCUUGGACACGAGUUUUGUGGUGUUGUUGACAGCGUCGGCCCCAGUAUCUCCAAGGUCAAACCGGGUGACCGAGUCGUUUGCAGUUUCCAAAUUGCCUGCGGCAGCUGCAUGUACUGCAAGCGGAAACUCAGCAGUCAAUGUGAAAAGACCAACGACAAUACCAUCGAGAAUAUCAUGUACGGCGGCCGCACUGCAGGUAUGCUGGGAUACUCGCACUUCACUGGUGGUUAUGCUGGUGGGCAAGCCGAGUAUGUCAGGGUCGCAUAUGGCGAUGUCAACCUUUUGAAGCUGCCAGAUGACGUCCCUGACGAGAAGGGCCUGUAUCUCUCUGAUGUGCUCAGCACGUCAUGGAACUGCGUCGUCGAUACGGGUGUAAAGGAGGGAGACGUCGUCGCUGUCUGGGGCGCGGGUCCUAUUGGUCAGAUGGCUGCAGAAAUGUCAUUCAUGAACGGUGCCAAGCGCGUCAUCAUCAUCGACGGUGGUCCAGCUGCCUGGCGUCUCGACUUCGUCAAGUCAAAAAUCCCCAAGGUCGAGACAAUCGAUUUCACCAACCUCGCAAAGGGCGAAACCGUGGUAUCUACGCUCAAGAAGAUGGAACACGGCGGUCCCGAUGUUGCUCUUGAGUGCGUAGCAGGCGAGUACGCCAAGGGCUGGGCUCAUUAUUUUGAGAUGAUGCUGGGUGCGGAGACAGACACUUCCGAAAUCAUCAACGAAAUGAUCGCGAGUGUCAAGAGCUUUGGUCGUUGCGGUGUCACUGGCGUGUAUGCCGGAUUCACCAACCACUUCAACAUUGGCUCUCUCAUGGAGCGUGGUAUCCGCCUGAUCGGCAACGGUCAGGCCCCUGUUCACUUGUAUUGGGAAGAUCUGCUCAAGAAGAUCCAAGAUGGCAGUCUGGAACCACUGAAUAUGGUCACCCACCGUGUUCGUCUUGAGGAGAUGGAUGAGCUGUACAGACGGUUUGAUGCCCGUGAAAAGGGUAUCCAAAAGGUCUUUGUGGCCACCAAGUUUAGCUUCCCACCAUCUCCUGGAGCGCCACAACUUACCGAGUUCGGUACUGCAUAA